Molecule: messenger RNA, 1718 nt
Organism: Rhinichthys klamathensis goyatoka
Lineage: Eukaryota; Metazoa; Chordata; Actinopteri; Cypriniformes; Leuciscidae
Gene: f2rl1.2
Product: coagulation factor II (thrombin) receptor-like 1, tandem duplicate 2
Exons: 2
Coding region: 185-1354 (389 amino acids)
Biological process (GO): phospholipase C-activating G protein-coupled receptor signaling pathway; thrombin-activated receptor signaling pathway; blood coagulation
Cellular component (GO): membrane
Molecular function (GO): thrombin-activated receptor activity
Source: RefSeq, a predicted model, not a curated record
GCGUGUGACGUCAUGCAGGUGGAAACUCGACCCGCUUUGAGUCCUCUGAGGAUUAAGGUGUGUCCUUCCUUCUUUCAGGUCGACUAAAAACAUUUCACGGAGAGGAACACAGAGUUCAUACACCGCUUCAAGAGACGGGCUGUUAUUCAGUUUGAGAAAUAACGAGAAGAUUGAAAAACACGGAAUGGCUGUCUCCGCGAGUUACCGGAUCUUGUUUCUUUCCGCUUGUGUGAUUUUUGCGUCGGCACAGCCAGGUGAGUCAGGGCGAGGUUUUGUAGUCGUGCAGGGUUCAGACAAUGAAACCCCAGUUGACCAGGUCGUUAAAGAUACACUACAGAGCGGCCUCACAACCGUCUUCCUGCCAAUUAUUUACAUAAUUGUUUUUGCAAUGGGGUUGCCAACCAACGCGAUGGCGAUAUGGGUCUUACUGUUCAGGUCAAAGAAAAUUCACCCUUCUACCAUUUACAUGGGCAACCUGGCGCUGGCUGACCUGAUGUUUGUUAUCUGGACGCCUCUCAAGAUUGCUUACCAUUUAAAAGGAAAUAACUGGACUUAUGGGGAAGGGAUGUGCAAAGUGUUGGUGGGUUUCUUCUACGGCAACAUGUACUGCUCCAUCCUCUUCAUCACUUGUCUAAGCGUCCAGCGGUACUGGGUCUGCGCUCACCCGCUCUCCCAGCAUAAGAAAAACAACAAGUUUGCAAUCAUCGUAUCUGUGUGUAUCUGGAUCUUCAUAUGGGUCAGCACUACGCCUUUGUACCUCUACCAGCAAACAUUUAAAUCCACAGAACUCAACAUCACCACCUGCCAUGACAUCAACUUUGUCAGUCAGGAGAACUAUCAGACGGAAAACAUGUUCCUGGACGUUCAGCUGCCCUAUUAUUAUUUCAUGGUAAUGGCAGGUCUUGUGUUCUUCAUCCCAAUGCUGGUCAUCAUAGCUGCUUACGUUCUUCUCCUUCGUUUGCUUGGGAACUCCGCAGUUGAGGGCAGUGCCGGAAAAACCCGCCAACGAGCCGUGGUCCUCAUUGUCACGGUGCUCAUAACGUUCCUGGUCUGCUUCAUCCCCAGUAAUGUGAUGCUGGUGCUUCACUACUCUGUGCAGGAAAAAAGCUGGGCCAAUAAAAGCUAUGGCUUAUACAUCACCACGCUGUGCCUGGCCAGCCUCAACAGCUGCUUGGACCCCUUCAUCUACUAUUACGUCUCGGACGAGUUCAGAGAGCACGUCAAGAACACACUGCUGUGCCGCAGCAGUCGUACGGUGGACAGGAUGAGGGUGUCGUUCAGCUCCAUGAAGUACUCGAAAAAGAAACACACGUACACUUCCAGCACAGGCCCCACAGAGAGCAGCAGCUGCUGAGAGCGGGUCGACAUGGACCUUGAUAGACAGGAGUUUAUGUAUCGAGCGUUGACACCAUGGAUCUCGUGUUCUUCACUGAAUAAACUGUUUGAGAACACAUGAAGGUGUCGGUGAAGAUAUUGUUUCAGCUUGUCAGACCUUCGUAAACCCACAGCUGAAGGAGCCCCAAAGAGUUUGAACAGAACAACCUGUUACUUCAUCACAUUUUCAGUCUAAAGCUCGGGGCCGUGAAGCCAAAGCAGUUUCGUAAAACUUGAAUAGAAGCAUCUGAGCCAGGUCGUUCUGUUGUUACAUUUGAUAUUGUUCAGAUGGGCCGGGCGAAAUUAUAUUUAAUGUGAAUUUGUCAACCUGUGAACGGUUAAAU